Messenger RNA from Trametes versicolor FP-101664 SS1, 544 nucleotides. RefSeq lists its product as uncharacterized. Lineage: Eukaryota; Fungi; Basidiomycota; Agaricomycetes; Polyporales; Polyporaceae. The transcript has a single exon. The coding region runs from base 20 to 382 and encodes 120 amino acids. The record is from RefSeq and is a predicted model, not a curated record.
CGGCGGCGCGCCGCCGAACAUGGACAGGGCGGUCGCGGUGCCGCUGCCCGUCGCGGGGCGGCUGGAGGGCGAGCGGAUGCAGUGGGAAGGGGAGAUGGAGUUCGUGCUCAAGAACGAGAUCGUGGACGCGGGCGUGCGGAGGGCGUUCAUCCGCAUCCGACAUGUGCCGGAUGUUUCGGCGCGCGCGGGGCUCGCGGGCGCGCUGGAGAAGAAGCUGCAGCAGCUCGAGGUGCUGCGACGGUGUGAGUCGAUGGAGGGGGAGUCGAGUCGACGGGCAGAGUCCUACUCACCUUCACCGACUCCGGAAUUGGAGUAUGAUGCAGAUCCUGUGCCAGUUCGCCCUGCCUUUACAUAUUGGAAUGCGCCAGCUACGUACGCCUGAUAAUGACACAUGAACAAUUUGUGGGUUGUCUGUAUAUCGACUUACUUGGAAUUCAUGUACGAUCAUACUUUACCGGUACCGGUUACCUCUCCUCGAACACCUUCCACUAUUUAAGAACCCCUCACGAUGUUUAUAUACGCUCUUACAUGAGUACUGUGCCCC